Acaromyces ingoldii is the source of this 309-nucleotide messenger RNA. RefSeq lists its product as hypothetical. Lineage: Eukaryota; Fungi; Basidiomycota; Exobasidiomycetes; Exobasidiales; Cryptobasidiaceae. The record is from RefSeq and is a predicted model, not a curated record. Gene Ontology annotation, molecular function: cyclin-dependent protein serine/threonine kinase regulator activity; protein kinase binding. The annotation marks the transcript as partial. Gene Ontology annotation, cellular component: cyclin-dependent protein kinase holoenzyme complex; nucleus. The transcript has a single exon. Gene Ontology annotation, biological process: regulation of cyclin-dependent protein serine/threonine kinase activity.
CCACGGCUUGGCGAGUUCAUCGCCUAUGCACUCCACCGCACCCGGCUUCCGCUGGCGGUGACGCACCAGGCACUGUUCCUGCUCAAGAGGCUCAAGAGCCGCUUCCCAGCGGCACGCGGCUCCUCGGGCCACCGCCUCUUUAUCUCGGCCCUCAUGCUGGCGAGCAAGAGCAGCUGCGACGACACGUACAGCAACAAGAGCUGGACCGUCGUCGGCCAGGGCCUCUUUACGCUGCGCGAGGUCAACCAGAUGGAGCGCGAACUGUUUGGCUACCUCGGCUACAAGGUCAACGUGGAGAAUGAGGAGCUG